CUUUGUUGCCAUGGCGACGGCGUAACUCGGCUGCUAGCAGCGAUGGUAAGAAACAUGGAAAACAAAUCAUCUCCGAAAACACGGAUCACAUUACCGGAGCAGAAGGUUGACCCACAGGUGAAGAUGAAUGCAGGCGGUAACACCAGGCGGUUUCUACCGGAAAUUAACAGCAACAAACAGAGGAGAGAUGCUCAGCGCAGGAUGAAGGUGGGGUCUCUUCAAACUGCAUCUGUAUUGGAUAAAUCAGCUCAGAUCCUCUCCAGGGAAGAAAUUGCACAGUGCAGAAACAGUCUAAAGCAGAACAUCUGUGUGGAGACGCUUCAAGAAGGUUAUCACAGAUCGUUCUCCGAGUUGUUCUCCCUGCUGCGCCGUGAUCAGGAUCAGAGGGCGACGGCUGAACCAGGUACAGAUGUUUUGUUUCAGAGUCCUCUGGAGGAACAACGAGACAAACUGGAGACCAUGAAGCUGCACCUGAGCCUGGCGGAGAAGGCUGAAAGGACCGGUUCCUGGUCGAUGAUGCACGAACAGCGUCUGUUUUUGGGUCGAUAUUUCUCGGCUCCGGAGGAUCUUUGGCUCAGUAAACAUUUCUACCUCAGCUGCACCGAGAGGCAGCAAGGAAGCCGCUCCAGACCGGCCACCGAGGCCCGGGCCUGCCUGGCCGAGCUCUACCUUCACCAAGGUGAGCUGGAGGAGGCGAGGCAGCAGGCGGAGCUGUGCAUCAAGCUGGCGGAGGACGGCGGCUGGCUGGACUCGUACGGUCAUCCCCUGAGGCUCCGGGCUCGCCAGGCGCUGUGGAGGAUCUUCAACUGUAUGGCCGACGCUCCGCUGGCCGACGCGGACUACAGCGAGGCCCUGACGCUGCUCCACAAGGGCUACAGAAUGGCCACAGAGUCUGAAGACAAACAGAUCGAAGGGGAAGCUGCUUAUCGACUAGGACUGACCUAUCAGAGAGCAGGAGACCACGACAAAGCCAAACAGUUCUUCAACACUUACAUGCAGAUUUGCGGCACACUUGAGGAUCCAGACGGACUGGGAAAGGCUUACAAGGCUAUGGCCAAGUCUACACAGAGUGAGGGAAACAUAGACGAGACGGUCCGGUGUCUGGAACAGUUGGCCGACAUCUCCCGUAGCAACGGACUACAACGCAGCCUGGCAGAUGCCCACCUGUGUCUGGGCAAAAUCUACUUCACCAGUCGUCAGUAUGAGAGAGCCAGUCAGUACUUCCUGCAGAGUUAUGAAGUCGCCUGUAACCUUGGAGACAUGGCUCUGCUGCAGGAAGUUCAGGUUUGGGUCGGCAGCGCUCGCGCUCACUCCUUCAUCAGGAAGUACAGCGCUGACGUGGUGUCGGAGACGCCCGCCGCCCUGCGACGACUGCUGGUCUGGAAGGAGACCAGAGGAGGUCAGGAGCUCAGUACAGACUCCACAGAUUACACUGCUGCUGCCUGCUGCUCCACAUCAGAUAAAGAUACUGUUCUAUAAAAGUGAUCGAUCGGUGAACGAAAUGUAGAAAAACACUGAAGCCAAGAAACAUUUUUCACGCAAACAUAAAAAGUAAAUAAAAUCCAGAUGAUGCCUUCGUAGCUGUUUGAUAUAUUAUAUUAUUAUAUAUUAUAAAUGUAUUAUUAUAUAAUCAGAUUUCCUUGUAAACAGUCAAAUUAGUGACUGAAACCUGUGAGACGAGCCAAUCAGAGCACAGAUAAUAACAGCCGUGAUGUUGAACUUGAACUCUGAGUGAGAGAAAAAUGAGAAGCUGCAACACCAAACAGAAACAGUUUGCUAGUUAGGAGGGAAAGUUUUGGAUUGAUUAAGUAAAUAUCAGAACUUGAUUUUAAUGAUACAAUAAAAUGUACUUACAUGGAAUCUGUUGGGGAACAACUUCCUGUUGUACAGUUGUAAACACUAGUAUAAACGACUGAACGUCUACUCAAAUUUUAUCACUUUUUUUGUAAUAGCGACACUUUUAAUGAUCUAUUUCGCUGUACUCCUGUGUACAGAAAUGUGACCAAAUGAAUUAAAAUAUAGAAAAAUAGGAUUUAACAGGAAAAUACGUCAUCAGUGCAGGACGUGGUGGUUGUCUUGGUGACAGCACGCCAACGACCAAUGACUUUGUCCUGCCGAUCUCAACAGUUGGAAUAGUCCGAACAUAUAAAUUAGUGAUUGAAGCAUUUUUGCAUGCGGGGCCAUUGAAUGGAGGGUGAAGAGCUCUACUGCAGGAGAUUAUUGUUUUAUAUUCAGAUGACAGAUUUGCAGUAAAUUAGCUUAAAAUGAUUAAAUCUAAGAAUUCAGAGUUUUAAUCAUAAUCACUCAAACGCAUGUUGAACCUGGUGGAUUUACUCUGAAACUGAAACAUCAAACAUUUGUUAUAACGACAUCAAAAAAUUAUUUUAUUACACUUAAUAAAACUAUGAUACCAACUUUGUGUUCACUGUUAUACAGAAUAAAAAUGUUUAAAAUAAAUAUAAUUUAUCAUCUUGUUGUUUGUUUGUAAAAACUGCUGUAUGUUGGUUUUAUACUGAUUUAGAUAUAAAUGAAUCAGUGAAUUUUUAGGAGACUUGUGUCAUUAUAAAAGAGUUUAUAUUUGAAUUAUAACUUAUAAUAAUUAUAAUAAUAAUCAUCAUCUGCUUUUGACCAUUGAAUUA
Molecule: messenger RNA, 2639 nt
Organism: Thunnus maccoyii (southern bluefin tuna)
Lineage: Eukaryota; Metazoa; Chordata; Actinopteri; Scombriformes; Scombridae
Gene: ttc29
Product: tetratricopeptide repeat domain 29
Exons: 13
Coding region: 43-1479 (478 amino acids)
Molecular function (GO): protein binding
Source: RefSeq, a predicted model, not a curated record